Brienomyrus brachyistius is the source of this 2468-nucleotide messenger RNA. It is a transcript of the gene hacd4, whose product is annotated as 3-hydroxyacyl-CoA dehydratase 4. The transcript has 7 exons. The coding region runs from base 125 to 778 and encodes 217 amino acids. Gene Ontology annotation, biological process: sphingolipid biosynthetic process; fatty acid elongation; very long-chain fatty acid biosynthetic process. Gene Ontology annotation, cellular component: endoplasmic reticulum membrane. Gene Ontology annotation, molecular function: 3-hydroxyacyl-CoA dehydratase activity. Lineage: Eukaryota; Metazoa; Chordata; Actinopteri; Osteoglossiformes; Mormyridae. The record is from RefSeq and is a predicted model, not a curated record.
GCGAGUGACGUCAGAACGUAUCCGAAAAUUUGAACUUCCUGAAAUGAGCAAUUUUACGCUUGACUUUCAAGAAACGCCUCGCAAACAGAUCGAUUACAGAUCUGAUUAAACAAAAAGCAAACAAAUGAGGUGCAGUAUCAGACUUGCCUAUCUUAUCCUGUAUAAUCUGCUUCAGUUUUGCGGUCACACAUGGAUUUUUGCCAACCUGACGGCCAGAUUCUUAUCUUUUGGUGGAGACGCCCUGGCCGAUACCUUCUACUCGGUCGGUGUGGCCAUGAGCCUCUGUCAGCUGCUGUCGGUGCUGGAGCUCUUCCACAUCGCAGACGGGAUAGAGAAAGGAGCGCUCCUGCCUCGGUUCGUGCAAGUUACAGAGAGGAUUUUCCUGUUGUUUGUGAUCGCCACCCAAGAAAACAUUCAGAGUAAAGCCAUAGUCUGUGGCUUGUUUUACCUGUGGAAUAUUCUCGGUUUGCUGCGAUAUCCCCACGGACUCCUGACCCUCAUCAACACUCCAUCCUGGAACAUGCUGUGGGCCCACCACACCCUCUGGAUUCCAGUGUACCCCCUCUCGGUGCUGGCAGAAGGGCUGACUGUUUGUGAAGCACUGAGAACAUUCUCGUCCCAAGUGGGGCAUUCGGUCUCUGCCUACGUCCAUCUCCCCUACAUCCUCCAGGGCUACCUGCCCCUGCUUGUCGUCGGGGCCUGUUUCACCGAGUGGCGGUUGCUGAGGGAGCGAAAACAGCAGCUGGAAGGUUGGAGCAAAAAAAUGAAAAGGAAGUGAAGCUUCAGGCCCGCCUCCUUGCUGGGGGGGGGGGGGGGUGGGAUUUGCUAAGCAGUGUUUGAAAGCCUUUUACGAUGAAUCCCACUUAACCGUUAUUCCGCCCCCAUGCCAGGAACACAGAAAUUCCCACACUGCUGGUGCAGGACAGAUAAGACACAAGGCUGUUUGUUUAUAGCACUUCUUUAAUACACGGUCACGGUCUAGGGCGCAGAGAGCAUCAGGGCGAGGCCACCCUGAACGUCAUUCACCGCGCCCCUCCCACAGCAACACUGCGCGCCCGUUCCUCCGUUACGCAAACACUGCACGCAUAUCAAUGACAAGCAGCACGGUAGAAUUAAAUCACGUCUCACACUACUAGCUUUGUCAUUUACAGAUGUGCUGAAUUCACGCUACAGCCGCGGGCGACAUAAUCACAGCCUAUUGGUGCGCAAAAUGAUCAUGCCCCACCAUGUGACUUGACUCACUCCAUGCCAAUCUGAGGAAAUAAUGGUGCUAAGCUGUACUGUUCGGCGGUAUCGUCACAUGAAGAUCACUGGAUGGGGGCCGGGCAAGUCUCCAGGACACUUCUGCAGGGUCCUGUCACCUCCACCCUCUUCGGGUUGCUCCAGCCAAGCUGUCAGGACGCCAGUUUGGAUCUACCAGCCAUAAGCUCGCGCCCAGACGGCCUUCUUCCGGAAUUCGGGGAAGUUCCUCAAUGCGGCGAUGGCGGCUGUUUCCGAAAAGGACGGAAAGGCAGCUUGUUGGGACGUUCCACCCAAACACGAGUUCUCAACGCCCACAUGUCAACAGCGCAACUCUGAAGCGUUGUGGAGAUACCAGGAAGCGACCCAGGGAUACAGGGACUCACCUUUGGCAGCGGAGACGGACGACUCGGAUAAGCUCUGGGUCGGGCCCUCAGCGAUGCUGAAGAGCCAGUCUAAAAACUACAGGGGUGACAGUCCCUGGUUAAUUUUAACUGCCCCCAAAACCAGUUAAGCUCUGUUCCAGUCGGCAGCUGGGUUCAUGUGAAAAUAGGAAAUAAACAACUUAAGAUUUGUUUGUUCAACUGUCAGUAAUCAACGUUUGUCAUCUUUGCAAGUGGGUUCAUGUUUAAUGCGAUGUGACGAGGGUUGGGGUGUACACUUCUGCAGAAGGCAAGGUCAUCCUGCAGUCCGCUCAGACUUCAUAAAAAUAAUCUGGCAACCUGGCAGCUCCCAACCUGGCAGCUGUGGUUUUAAUCUAUACCCUGCUGGGGGAAACGCUUUUGUAAACUCGACGAUUUAAUUGGCCGAAACCGAAGGAGGAGGGAAGUGGCGGGCGCCGCUGCAGCGCGUCCACAGGCAUGGCGGCUGUGCAUUUCCUGCAGUCCUGCUGGCUGCAUUUCCUGCCAUUGCAGAUAAACAAAAGAUAAACAAAAGAUACACCACUCAACCAGCUGUGGGUCUGCUGCGGGGUGACCAGCUCACGGCAUUCUGCAGAAUGACACCAAAAAUGGUGGGGGGGGGGGGGGGCGGGGUGUAAUAUAGCCAGAGAUGGUGAGGGCCGAUUAUGUUGUAUAUGCAGUGUGUCAUCAACCUUCUGUGGGUCAUGUUUAGAACUGGAUAAAAGAAGAGCUGUAAGUGGACAGGGGCUUUGUAGAUGGGGGAGAACGCGAGCUGAGAAUUAAAAUAUGCACAAUUAUUGAUAAAAUAAAAAAAGUUAGUAAAAUAAA